Fomitiporia mediterranea MF3/22 is the source of this 1989-nucleotide messenger RNA. RefSeq lists its product as uncharacterized. Gene Ontology annotation, biological process: phospholipid biosynthetic process. NCBI's taxonomy places the organism in Eukaryota, Fungi, Basidiomycota, Agaricomycetes, Hymenochaetales, Hymenochaetaceae. Gene Ontology annotation, cellular component: endoplasmic reticulum membrane. The coding region runs from base 17 to 1852 and encodes 611 amino acids. Gene Ontology annotation, molecular function: glycerone-phosphate O-acyltransferase activity; glycerol-3-phosphate O-acyltransferase activity. The record is from RefSeq and is a predicted model, not a curated record. The transcript has 7 exons.
CUUUCCUCGCAAACGAAUGCUCAAUUAUUGGACUAAGGCGUCUUUAUUUGCAAACCCCCUACUCAGACACGUUCUCCUUAGCUCAGGGAAUAUACCCGUGGAGCGAAAGAGCAAGGACAAUCGUGUCCUCUUCAAGGGUACCUUUGAGGUCCUUGCACGUGGAGAGGCUGUUGCUUUGUUCCCCGAAGGGACCAGUUACACGGAGCCUCGGAUCAUGCAGGUUAAGGAUGGUGCAUCGUGGAGUGCACUGGAAUACAUGAAGUGGGCAAAGGAGAAUCCAGACAAAGCUACCUCAAAGGAGCUCGUGGUAGUUCCAGCAGCAAUCGUGUACACUAACAAGUCAAAAUAUCGCAGUGAGGUCAUUAUUGAGUUUGGAGAACCAAUUUCCUUGAAGCAAUAUGAGGCUCAGUUCUUGUCGCCAAUCGAAGGAGAGCCUCGUAUAGCUGUGAAGCGGUUAACACAGCGUAUCGAAGCGGAACUGAUACGCGCAACAAUUAAUGCACCUGACUGGGAUACAUUAUACGUGGCACGCAUGGCUCGCAGUUUGCUCUGGGAGAAGAGCAAAUCUAUUGACCUUAACGACUUCGUGACCAUCUCUCAGACGCUCGUCGACCUUUUCUCGACCCCAGAUGCCACUACGAAUACAACGCAAGUAAAACGCCGUCUUCUUGAAUAUUACUCCCUCCUACAAUCAUCCAAGCUAAAUAACUCCGCACUAUCUUCACUUCCUCUACCCAAGACACUUGACCCGCGCCGUCCGGAGCCCUUACCAUCUCGUCUCCGUACGCUCCUCGUGUUAUGGCGGGAUACGCUUUCAGUACUCGUCAGACUUCCAUUCUUCCUUUUCCCCCUCCUAGUGCACCUCCCAGCAUACUUGGCAUCCCGAGCCGCUGCACGCCUCGUUGAAGACGAAGAAGAAACUCAAGCUCAAAACAAAGUUGUUGUCGGUCUAAUUUUAAUGAUUAUGAUUUACCCAGCUGCGUUUUUGUUCCUCUGGGCGUUGUUUUGGUAUACUCCCGUUGGUGCUGUCGUUGCUGCUACGACUGUAUGGUUGUUUGCUGUGUACCACGUGAAAAUGAUUGACAAUGUGUAUGACCACGCAAAACAGUUGGUUGCAGCUUGGCGCGUGUUGGUCGGGAUAUGGUCUCCGCGAAAGACGGAGUUAUCGAUGACGGCGUUGCAGCAAUACCUAGUUCCAAAAGUCCCGCCCGAGAGUCCCUGGAUAGACAAAAACAAGAAGGUCAAACAACAACCAGAAUCAGAAUCUCAGUCGCCUCUUGGACAAGAAUCAUCAUCUGCAGGAGCAGGAGCUUCUUCCCUCUCUUCUACAAGCGCAUCCCUAACACCAACACCGAACGAUAAAUUCAACUCAAAAGGACGCAAGCGUAGACCACCUACACGUCGACUCAUCCGACACGUCCUUCGCGCCCGCUCACAAGCCGUCCACGCUCUCGCUGCGUUCUUUGCUGAACUUGAACGGCAGCCGGAAGGGAAACGGGUUUAUGCGAGUGCGCAUCUCGCUCAGCUUUACGGUGGUUUUUCAGAGGCUUCUCCGGAUACGAAGGAGGACCCUACCUCUCCUACUCCUCCAAAAGGCUGGCGCUCAUCCCGCGAAGUCCUAACCUUCCUCCGAACUCGUGGUGCACGAAUCGCAACUCUCGAAUCACAAAUCGCAGAAGACUACUGGGCAGCUUCUUCGGGUGCUCUACUGAGUGACGGUGACGUGGAGGGAGAAGGUGGAGAAGGUGAGACGGAGUAUAGCUAUAAUAGCUAUAGUAGCGAUGCCCAGGAUAGUGUGAAGGAGAAUGAGGGGGAUGAGGAUAUAAAGUGGGUUGCUCCGAUGAUUCGAUGAUCUGAUUGGUGAUUUGGUUUUUGGCUUUGCUUGGGGCCGGGAGGUAUUUACGUUGGUUGGAUUAUUCUACUCUACGUACUGUUUUCUUCUCUCUAUUCAUGAUAAUGAUAAUGUUGUCACGACUGGUUGCGAUUAAA